AUGGGUCUACUUGGCCGACGGCUGGGGGCAUAUUUUGCCGACCACGGCGAGUCCGAGACGGACGAUAAAAGACCACGAUGCCUGCGCAGGAAUGAGCUCCCUUUCCAGCAUCGGCCCUUCGAGCAUCGGCCCUCCCAGCAUCGACUCCCUCUCGCCCCAGAGCGACGACGCCCGCCCCCGCCCUCGUUCGAGGAGUCCCAGAGGGUGGCGUGCCGCAGCUACUUUGCUUGCGUGACGCUGCACGGCCACGACCGCACCCGGCUGAGCAACUUUGCCCAGGCCGACGUCGAGGCGGUCGAGGCGGCGGCGCAGACCCUGUACCGGGUCGCAGGCGAGAGCCGGGCCUACGCGCGGUGCCGCGAGAUCCAGAUCGCGGGCGCCUCGCCGUGGACACUCAGCUACUACGGCGAGGUCCGGGCGCGCGGGCUGCUUCUCAAUAUCGCCUCCAGCCUGUCGGUGUCGGUGCGCGGCUGGGUGCUGCAGGCCGCGUUCGACGUGACGGCCCGCCAGGGCAUGAGCAGGGGUGAGUGCCAUGGACCUGUGAGACCUCAGCAUUGCCAACAGCUCCUCGCAGACUCGCUCUACUUCCGCAAGGACGAGCUAGCCCCGCCGCCGCCGCUAUACAACUGGAUCGCCGUCUCGUUCGACCAGUACGACGCCCUCAAGAUAGUGGGGCCCAUGCCCGAGGGGCUAGUCGAGGAGCUAGUCAGGGACUUUGCGGUGCAGUCGAGCGUCGGCAUGCACCGGUCCCAGGAGGGCAGCGAGAAUGACGUGCUGAUCUGCCAGCGGGAACUGACUGAUAGUUAG
This is a messenger RNA of Gaeumannomyces tritici R3-111a-1, 807 nucleotides long. RefSeq lists its product as hypothetical. The transcript is spliced from 3 exons. The record is from RefSeq and is a predicted model, not a curated record. Lineage: Eukaryota; Fungi; Ascomycota; Sordariomycetes; Magnaporthales; Magnaporthaceae. The coding region runs from base 1 to 807 and encodes 268 amino acids.